Molecule: messenger RNA, 3073 nt
Organism: Plectropomus leopardus (leopard coralgrouper)
Lineage: Eukaryota; Metazoa; Chordata; Actinopteri; Perciformes; Serranidae
Product: BAR/IMD domain-containing adapter protein 2
Biological process (GO): positive regulation of actin filament polymerization; actin filament bundle assembly; actin crosslink formation
Cellular component (GO): nucleoplasm; cytosol
Molecular function (GO): cytoskeletal adaptor activity; protein binding
Source: RefSeq, a predicted model, not a curated record
AGAGGUACUGAACGGCACCAAAUAUCUGACCCCGAUUCCUGGGAGUAGGGAGAGGCAGAGAGAGGGAGAGAAAGUGUGGGAGAGAGGAAGAGAGAGAGAGGAGAAAAAACAGGAGAGAGGGCCAUGUGAAAAAGGGGUGGAGGGGAGUUGAGAUUUAGUGCUCUGCUGGAUGAAACAACCCCCCACUAACUAACGGAGAGGGAAAGUAGCCUAAUGGGAAGAAAAGAGGGGGUGUUUGUACUGUUCAUUUAACACUCAAAGACGCGCAGGAAGCUUUUAUCGUUUCCCACAAUGAGAUCAGAAAAGAGGAUUGCUGUCUGCUGUAAAGCCUAGGACCCUGAAGAACACAAAUAAACAACACGGUCAUACUUAGUGGCAGCAGAUAACAAAGAAAGGAAGAAUGUCUCGAACUGAAGAGGUCAACAAGAUGACAGAAAACGUCUAUAAGGGGAUUCUGGACCAGUUCAACCCCAGUCUGAAGAACUUUGUGACCAUGGGGAAACACUACGAAAAAGCCCUGACAGGAGUAACUGUGGCUGCCAAAGGGUACUUUGACGCUCUGGUGAAACUCGGAGAGCUGGCGAGCGACAGUCAAGGCUCCAAAGAGCUGGGAGACACACUGUUUCAGAUGGCGGAGGUCCACAGACAGAUUCAGGUGCAGCUGGAAGACGUGUUAAAACUGUUUCACUCUGAGCUGCUCGCCCAGUUAGAGCAGAAACUGGAACUGGAUAUUAAAUACCUCACAGCCACCUUAAAGAAGUAUCAGAGUGAGCGGAGGUCAAAAUCUGAGUCUAUCGAGCGCUGCCAGUCCCAGCUGAAGAAACUACGCAGGAAGAGCCAGGGCAGUCGUCACCCCAACAAAUACGGAGACAGAGAGAUGCAGUUUGUGGAGCUGAUGAGUCGACGCCAAGGUGAGCUAGACACGCUGGUUGCCGCGGGUUACAAGUCUGCACUCACUGAGGAAAGGAGACGAUAUUGCUUCCUGGUGGACAGACAGUGUUGUGUCACAAAACUGCUCAUCAACUACCACUCUAAGGUGAGAGAGCUUCUGUCACAGAAACUGUCAUCUUGGCAGCAGUCGUGUUCUCAGCCCACAAAACUCCCUGAGCGUGCUCUGAAUCUGCUCCGUCACACUGCGCCUCAAAGCUCAGGGGCCGCUGGGAUAGCCGAGGUCCUCCGCCACACCAAGAUCGGCUCUGCGCAGCCAGAGCAGAGGCUUUCUGUUCAAGAAGUCCCUCCUCUGUUGAAUGGAGACUCAAGUCGUUCCCAGCAGCAGCGUUCGCUCCCAUCUUCCUCCUCCCAGAGUGAAACUGGUCCUCCUCAGGGCUCCCCUCAGACUUUCCGCUCUCUCUCCAGUGGAGGAGCUGCUGGAGGUUCAUCACGAGGAGCGUCUCCUCAACACACCAGCACACCCCUCAGUGCCUCAGCCAGCCCCCUCCCUGACAGCAGCGCCAGCAGCAACGCCAGCCCCGCUGCAUCCACCCCCACCACGUCCAGCGGCUCGGCCCAGCAGAGCUCGCUCCUCCUGGCCACCAACACAUCCAACCUCUCGCCAAGCCUCAUCCCCUCCACGGUGAUGUCGCUCAGCCAGAUCUCCCCGGCCAGCGGCACCUUGCAUGGCAUGACCCUCCCAAUCCCCCACAGUGCUCCUCACAGUCCUCCACUGCCCCACAGUGCUCCUCUCUCCAGGGCCAUGACUCCUGUGCAGCUACUGCACCAACAGGUGGGACCAGGAGGCAGCAACACCUCAUCUCCGUCACAUAUUCCCUGGCUGAAGACUGCUGACAUGUGCGCAACAGCAACACUUCCACUGCCGAGGAGACCUGUCAGUGAAAUGAGGCUGGGCGGCUUUCAGGGCUCCAGCCUCCCGAGGAUGCUGCCGUUAUCUGGACCUAGCCGUGUGGAGGCCCUGUUCGCUCACACUCCAGGACCAUCGGAGGGCGGCGGCGUAGGGAGCGGGGCUUGCUUACUGCACUUCCUGCCUGGUGACAAUAUCGCCCUGCUCAUCUCUGAGCCCAGAGACGGGUGGCACUACGGUCAAAAUGAACGAACUGGACGGAAAGGCUGGUUCCCUUUCUCCUACACUCAGUCCACACAGAGUAAGAUCGAUCACCUCGAGAGCUCCCUCUUCUUAUCUAAGGCUAACAGCACCAGUACGGGACAGCUCGACAAACUGGUGUCUCCAGCUCUCCCAGCGCUCACCCCGGAGUCAGAGGAGGAGCGCUCCCUUCCUCCCCAGAGGGUCAGCACCUUCCGCCCGCGGCCAUACAGCAUGGCCGACAGCAACAAGAUCACUGCAGAGUUGGUCUCUCCUCCCCCGUCCCCAACCAGGAUGAAUCCAUUUGCCCACAUCCGACUCCGAAAAACAGUCACCAACGAUCGCUCAGCUCCCAUCAUUGAGUAAGAGUUUUAUCCAGACAGCGAUCCAGAUCUCUGUGGUUUGUCAGUCCAUCAAACCUCAGACUGAAUCCUGGCAACAUCUCAGUGGGUCAUGUUGAUUCUUUACUUUGCAAAUUAAUCAGUUACAGACUAUGGCUGCGUAAGUAGAAUAUUUUUAAAUCAAAGUUCAAAAGGUUUGUAAAGGCUGAUUACAGUCCAUAAUUCAAUAUUGCGGAAAAUAAUAGAAAAGACGUAGAAACAAAACCACUACAAAAUCUGAAAAUUCUGAGUGAAAUGUGUACAUUUAAAUAAAAUCUAGUCUAGUUUUAAUGAAACAGAAGUGCGGAUGUACUUAGGUUAGUGUUUGAGAUCCACAUACUGUAUCAUCCAGAAUAACUAACAUUUUAAUUUUUUUUCUGGCCUAUAAAAGAUGCCUUUUAUCUCUCUUACUGUUUUACAGUGCAAUUAUUUUUCUCGACCUAACCUUUAAUGUAGUUUUUUGGUUGUUUUUAUUUGUGCCAUAUUCAGACAGGUUUUCUUUAUUGGGUAGAUCUGGGGACUGGCUCCUACCUGCAGGUUGUGAACUUUCACUUUGUAAUGAAGUGUUACAGAAAGAGGACAGGCUCCUACUCUAAAAAGUGCUAUGGCGAUAUUAUAUUUUUUAGAAAAGCUGCCAGAUUGUUUCCUGGUUUCA